AUGGCAGCCCCCCAUGCCUUUCUCACCGGAGACUGCGAGGCACACUCCAGAGAAGCGACGGAGGCCGCACCAGAAAUCAAGGACUGGUGCGGCGAAGAGAGGCCGAAAUGCGGAUCCUGCAUCCGGCGCGAGGUCUUGUGCGAAUAUCCCGGGGAAUCACAAGCCAUCAACGACGUAGCAGUUGACACUCCCACAGACCGGGUUGGAUAUGCAUGUCCGCCGCAGUUCACCUCCGGAGGCCAUUCGAGCCGCGCAGACUUCAAUCACCGGGGACGAAGCGCCAGAGGACCUCCGGCGACAGGGGUUGCAACCCCUGGGACGGAUUCUGGUGCAUCAGAACCAUCAGUCGCCACUGGCUUCAACUUUAGCAUCACAGAUUUGGCAUUGCUACACCAUUGGACCGUGUACACGAGCGUCGAUGUUUACAAGACCCCAGAACUCAACCCCUUGUGGCAGGUCACCUUCCCCCAAAUCGGCUUCCGAUAUCCUUUCGUGGCCCAUGCUAUUCUGAGCCUGGCUGCGCUACACCUUGCCUACAUCGAAGGGUCGAAAAACGGCGAGUAUGUCAUGAAGGCAACCCGCCAUCACGAGGAAGCUCUCCAGGGAUUUCAUGCGAUCGUUCGUCACGUCAGUAUCGAAAAUAGCGAGGCGCUACUCGCGUGGUCACUUAUUAACGUCCUUUACGUGUUCGGUAUUACAAAACAGCUCGCCGACAACGUCGAGGGCAGCUCACCUCGUCUGCGGAGGGACCGCGUGCUGGGCGCCGAGUGGAUCCCGAUGAUUCGCGGUGUCGAUGCCAUUCUUGGCCCAACCUACGCCUACCUGCGAGCUGGCCGAAUGAGCCAGAUCAUAGACCUUGGAAAUUGGUCGGAGUUGGACCCUGACGAUGCCAGUGCGGAGGAAAUGGACAUUCAGGUCUGUCGUGUGCGAGAAACGUGGAAGAACGGCAAUGAUGCCGAAAUCUAUGAAGAGACACUCAGAGUUCUACGGAAAUGCCGCAUGUUUGUUUUGCAGUUUGACACAAUGGAACCUCGAACUCUACAGCAAUGGAGCUGUAAUCGGGCCUGGGCUGGGCCGCUUGCUUUUGUCCACUUUGCGCCACAGUCAUACUUCACUCUGCUACAUCAACGGCAACCCCAGGCCCUAGUUCUUUUUGCUUUUUUCGGUGCACUAUUGCAUGGGUUGAAUCGCCACUGGUUUAUGGAAGGAUGGGGCAAAGACAUUGUCGAAGUUGUCGAGGAGUUGCUUGGCAGCUACUGGAGGCCGUGGGUAGUGUGGCCGCUUGGAGUCGUAGGGAUGAAUUAA
Molecule: messenger RNA, 1305 nt
Organism: Colletotrichum orchidophilum
Lineage: Eukaryota; Fungi; Ascomycota; Sordariomycetes; Glomerellales; Glomerellaceae
Exons: 2
Coding region: 1-1305 (434 amino acids)
Biological process (GO): regulation of transcription by RNA polymerase II
Molecular function (GO): DNA-binding transcription activator activity, RNA polymerase II-specific
Source: RefSeq, a predicted model, not a curated record